UAUUUUCACAUAUUUUAGUUUUUUUAAUGACUAGGGAAGAAGCAAUCUAGUUAAGUUUCUUGUUUUCUUGGAGUGAUUUCAAAAUGUCGAAAAGGGGUGCAAAUAAUGCACAGAUGUUGGAAGGCGAUGGGAGCGGAAAUUUCGAUUGCAAACUCUCAGAAUUGAGAGAUUUGAUGGAAUUUCGAGGAGAGGAAGGAAUACAAAAAAUACAACAAAAAUAUCAAGAUGUCAUUGGUCUUGCCACUAGUUUGAAAACUUCUCCAGUUGAUGGUUUGGGCGGUGCACCCGGAGAGUUGGAACUUCGUCGGAAGGUUUUCGGCGCCAAUUUUAUUCCUCCAAAGAAGCCAAAGACAUUCUUGGAAUUAGUAUGGGAAGCAUUACAAGAUGUCACUCUCAUUAUUUUAGAAGUAGCCGCUAUUAUAUCCCUCGGUCUUGCAUUUUAUAAACCUCCAGAAGGACAGCCUCUCACCGGUUGUUUGCCAGAGGAAUUUGCUGCUGGUGGUGAAGCUGGUGAAGGAGAGGCAGGGUGGAUAGAAGGGGCUGCUAUUCUUGGCUCCGUUGUUGUGGUUGUUCUAGUGACGGCGGGUAAUGAUUACACGAAAGAGAAACAGUUUCGUGGACUGCAAAAUAAAAUUGAGCAAGAGCAAAAAUUUGCAGUCAUUCGAGCUGGCCAAGUCGUGGAAAUUCCCGUCGCUGAUAUUGUUGUUGGAGAUAUAACACAGGUUAAAUAUGGUGAUCUGUUGCCUGCUGAUGGUGUAUUAUUGCAGAGCAAUGACCUAAAAAUUGACGAGAGCUCACUUACUGGAGAAUCUGAUCAUGUUAAGAAAGGGGUACAUGUUGACCCAAUGCUUCUUUCAGGCACACAUGUUAUGGAAGGAAGUGGCAAGAUGUUGGUUACUGCUGUUGGGGUCAAUUCUCAAACUGGAAUCAUAUUUUCACUUCUUGGUGCUUCGGAAGAAAGUAAAAAGAAAGACAAAAAUGCGGCACCCACAGAAAACUCAGCGCCAUCAAACAACCGAAACGAUCAUACCCACUCAACAUCUCCUGAAGAAAUACCAUUGACAGAAAAUCCACAGGAAAAUGCCCAAGGAAAUACAACAGAAAAUGGUGGAACUACAGAAACUGAUGGAGAGCCAAAGAAGAGAUCAGGCAGGAAAGACAAGUCUGUUUUACAAGCCAAACUGACAAAGCUUGCUGUACAAAUUGGUUAUGCAGGUUUUAUUGUUGCUGUGAUGACAGUUUUAAUUCUGAUCAUAAUCUUCUGCAUUCAAGUUUUUGCUAUUGGUGGCAAAUCAUGGGAGUCUAGAUGUACUGCUCUCUAUGUUCAAUAUUUUGUCAAGUUCUUCAUUAUUGGAGUCACUGUUCUUGUCGUUGCUGUUCCAGAAGGUCUACCACUUGCUGUUACAAUGUCUCUAGCUUUCUCAGUGAAGAAAAUGAUGAAGGAUAAUAAUUUGGUACGUCAUCUUGAUGCUUGCGAAACUAUGGGAAAUGCAACUGCUAUCUGCUCUGAUAAAACAGGUACCCUAACAACGAACAGAAUGACGGUAGUACAAGUCUAUUCCGCUGGUAAACAUCAUAGAGAAUACAUACCAACUCCCGAAAUGCUGCCAUCAAAUAUAGUGGAACUUUUGAUCACAGGAAUUUCUGUCAACAGUGGAUAUACUUCUAAGAUUGUGCCCCCAGAAAAGGAAGGUGGACAGCCCGCACAAGUCGGUAACAAGACUGAAUGUGCUCUACUUGGUUUCGUUGAAGCAAUGGGACGCCAUUAUCAAUCUGUCAGAGAUGAAAUCACAGAAGAGAAACUAUUCAAGGUUUAUACUUUCAAUUCCACACGUAAGUCAAUGAGUACUGUUAUACCUGCUGAUGACAAUGGAUACAGAUUAUAUACCAAGGGAGCAUCAGAAAUUAUUCUGAAGAAAUGCUCACACAUUCUUGGAGAUGACGGAAGCGCUCGUAAAUUCACUGCCAUGGAACGACAAUCUCUUAUCACUAAUGUUAUUGAGUCGAUGGCCAGUGAUGGACUCAGGACAAUCGGACUUGCUUAUAGAAAUUUUACAUCCGAUGGACUACCUGAUUGGGAACAAGAAAAUACAGUCGUCUCCAACUUGACGCUUAUUGGUGUCGUCGGAAUUGAAGAUCCAGUCAGGCCAGAGGUACCUGACGCUAUCAAAAAAUGUCAACGUGCUGGAAUUACUGUUCGUAUGGUUACUGGUGACAAUAUCAAUACAGCAAGAUCGAUCGCCUCCAAAUGUGGAAUCAUUAAACCUGGUGAUGACAUACUUGUGCUCGAUGGAAAAGAAUUUAACAAACGAAUCCGCAAUUCAAAGGGAGAGAUUGAACAAGAAAGAUUAGACAACGUUUGGCCCAGACUUCGUGUACUUGCAAGAUCAUCACCCACCGAUAAGCACACGCUUGUUAAAGGAAUCAUUGAUAGUACAGUAUCUGCAAACAGAGAAGUUGUUGCUGUAACUGGAGAUGGCACAAAUGAUGGUCCUGCACUGAAAAAGGCUGAUGUCGGAUUUGCUAUGGGUAUUGCUGGAACUGACGUUGCAAAAGAAGCUUCCGAUAUUAUUCUAACUGAUGACAAUUUUACAUCAAUCGUAAAAGCAGUAAUGUGGGGACGAAACGUAUAUGACAGCAUUGCUAAGUUCUUACAGUUUCAGCUUACUGUUAACGUUGUAGCUGUAACAGUUGCAUUCGUCGGUGCUUGUGCUAUCAAUGACACUCCAUUGAAAGCCGUACAAAUGUUAUGGGUUAAUCUGAUUAUGGACACGUUUGCUGCACUUGCUCUCGCUACAGAACAACCAACUGAUGCCUUGCUCAAUCGUAAACCUUAUGGAAGAAACAAGGCACUCGUAUCUAGAACCAUGAUGAAAAAUAUCCUCGGACACGCUUUCUACCAAAUGAUCAUCAUUUUCGGGUUACUGUUUGGUGGUGAAUUAAUAUUUGACAUUGACAAUGGACGUACAGCGCAACUUCAUGCUCCACCAAGUGUACACUUUACCAUCAUUUUCAACACAUUCGUACUCAUGCAAAUAUUCAACGAAAUAAACGCCCGAAAAAUUCAUGGUGAAAGAGACGUCUUUUCUGGAAUGUUCACAAAUCCAAUCUUCGUUGCUAUUAUAAUAGGAACCAUAAUUGUACAGUUUGUCAUUGUACAAUUUGGCGGACCUGCAUUCAGCUGUGCACCGUUAUCCCUAGCUCAGUGGUUAUGGUGUAUUUUCAUCGGAAUUAGUGAAUUACUCUGGGGACAAGUGAUUGCGACAAUACCUAACAAGAAAUUACCGAAGUGCAUGACGAUUGGUAAAUCUGAACCAGAAGUUGAUCCAGACCUUGGUGAGAAAGAAGACAUUUUGGAAGAGUUUGGUGAUCAACAAUUGAAGUCUCGUGGUCAGAUCUUGUGGUUCCGUGGUCUCAACAGAAUACAGCAACAGAUGGACGUCGUACAGGCUUUUCAACAAGGAUCAGCUGCUUCAAACACUAAUAUUCGGGUUGUUAACGCUUUCCGAAGUUCCUUAUAUGAAACCAGACAUUAUAAACGUAGCAUGAAUUCCGUCCAUUCAAUUCACAACUUUUUACCGGCAAUGCAUCAAUAUGAAAAUUAUGACGAUGAUGAAGAUGAUGAGGUCAUGACCCAGGAACAAAUUAGUGACAUUACAAACCAAAUCAAACAAAAUACGGCCAUGUCACCUCCGGUGCACUUCAUGUCAGCUGAAAUUAAUGCCGACGUGUCUUCUUCGAUAGAAAAUAAAAUGACUUCAGAAAAUGAAAACCCAACUGCAUGAUGACGCAUUAUUUUCAUCUUAUACCUGUGUCUCGGAUAACAGCUUCAAAUGAAUUGGAUUUAAGUGUUGUCUUGCAGGUGGAAAAAGUUGCAUAGUCGAAUUUGAAUAUUUCUGACAUGGUUUUGUUCUCGGCUUUUUACAGAUGAAAAUUUGUGUUUGUUAUGAAUUACCAUGGGGAAGUUCGAUUUGGUAUAAAAAUCAGUUUGUGUUUCUGAAAUGACCCCUUUUUUGAUAAAUUGACUCAGAAACAAGUAUUGAUAAUUUAGAAAUUAUAACCAAAGUUACAAAUCUUACGUUUUAUAUUCAUUUUAUAAACUUAGAUAAAAAUCAGUUUUCUGGGUUUCAUUUUUUGUGAAAAUGAUUGCAUCACGAUACUAUUAUCUCCGUAUUUUUAUGUAGCGUAACAUAUAGUUAUAUUGUUAAUAAAUGUAAUUUUAUUAUAUAGUAUAUUGGCCACUGAUAAGACAUAUUACCCAUAAGACUAUAUGUGCUGAAUUUAAACUAGUUUAUUUUUAUCCAAAAGUGAUCGUUUAUUUUUGAAAUGGAGUUUUUAAUUUAAGUUUGCUGCACUCAAUCUGGCUUUGAAAAUGGAAGUUCUAUUUCAUCAUUCUGUUAGAAGUUAGAUACCUUGUUUAAUAAUGCAAUCCCCCUUAGUUCGUUAAAAAUAACAGAUUUUAAAGUAUGAAACGUGAUUAAUAUAAAUGCAGUUCCUUACCCCGUCUGGUUCAUUAUUUUGAUUUUGUAUGUUUUUUUCUGAACCUUGCUUUUAGCGUUUUAAAUUUAUAUUUUUUUCUCCAAAAUAUACCUUUCAUUCUUUGCUAUUGCAUUCUCAUGCAUAUAAUUUGCAACUGAUAUUUACAGCACAAUAAGUGUGCUUGGCACUUCCAUAUUAACCUGACAACUGUUUUAUUUGUGUAAAAACUACCGGUAAUUCGGUUUUUGAUUUUUCGUUUUAAAUUUUUUUUACCUAUUUUUAACGGUAUCUGAAUGUCAAUUCUAUAACAGUUCUAGAUUACUACCAGUCGUCCAUUCUCACAUUUGCUUGGUAUUAUUGGUAUUGAGCCAUCAACUGUAUAAUUUCUGAUUUAACUUAUAUGAAAUUCCAUUUCUUGAUAGUUAAUAUUUUAGAAUUCUUUGUAAUUCUCUAUCAGAAUAUUGUGAGAAAGUUGGCUGUACAAAAAUUAACGUAGUAAUUUAUGAAUUCGUCAACAGCAUUUUUUGAUAGCUCAAGUAUCCUUUUUUGUUUAGGUCAUAUUAUUAUCCAUAUUGGCUAUGUUGAAAAAUUAAUGUGCCGUAUUAUCAAGAUAUAAAUGUCUGAAUGAAUAUUGUUUUAACUCAUAUUUUUCCGAUAAAAUUCAUGUCAUUGGUAAUUAAAGGAAGAACGCUAUUGGUGAAGAAGCAUAUUCUUUUGUAUUUUGAUUUAUAUAACUUUGUUCAUUUAGGAAAUAAUUUAUAUUGUUUUAACUGUAGUUUGUUUUCUGUAGUCAAAACAUAGUUGCAAGACACCGAAUGUGUUAAAAAGAAUUUCUUUACACAUGAAUCAUCUCUAUGGCACAUUCAAUCCUUCAGGAAUAUAGGCUCAAAUAGAUUCGCUGAAAUUUUCCUGACAAUGACCGAUACGAGUUUAUCAAUUGUCCUAUAGCAACCAAUCAAUUUCUCUAUACAACAGUACUUUAGGAAUAUACAAGAAAAUUUUUUUUUUAUUAGUGCUAUAAAAAUUUACUAGGAAGCUUGCAAAAAUUUGCUAUUGCUUUUUUACAAUCUACUGCAUUGUUUUUGAUUUCAUUUGCCCAUUUCUCAGAUUUUAAAGUGAAGAUUUUUGAUCCUGUUCGAAAAGAUAUCGAAUUAUUAAUCGACCAUUUACGAGCAUUGAUUUCGAUUGAAAACUAUAUUAAUAAUAAUUUGUAUAUAACAAAAAUUUAUAGUUAAAAAUUCCGCAUUUUUUCUGUGUUUUAGGUUUUUAUUUUACACAAGAUAAAAUUUCUUAAUUCUCUCAUCAUCUGACAAAAACCUAAUCUUACUACCUAAAUAAAAAAGAAAUGAUAGUCUUGGUCGAAAAGGGUUUACUGGGGCUCACAAAGUGGCCUCCAUUUCCCUAUGUAAGUCCAUUUUCUCUCUUCACUAAUAAGCAAUACCUUUAAAUCUAUAUUUCUAUCUAUAUUGUUUCAAUAGACGAAUGCGGUUUGCGGAAAAUGUAAUUUCAAAUUGGUAUGCACAUUUUUUAUUAUUGAGCAGGUUUAUUUGGUUUCUAAAAUCUUCUGUACCAUUUUUCUUAUUGUUUCAUGUAAAUACAUCAAUAUACGAAAAAAACUUCCGUCUUCUCAAAAAAAAAAUCGUUUUUUACUCCCAUCUACUUUCAAAAUGCAGAUAUAUUUGUGUGGUUACGUGUUUUUUAUCCCAUAAACUUUAUUCUUUUGGGUCUCCAUAGGAUUCAAGUUCAAAUCGUGCAGCAUUGAAGUUUACUGUUGAUAAAAAUAUCAAAAUUCGUUUCGAUAGAGAGAUAAUUUUUAUUUUCGGGUAACAACUUUUUUUUUCGCUUUAACCAGCAGUUGUUAUGAGAAUGUGACAUCUACAAGGAGUGCUUACCCAAGAGGUUCAUCUCAUUCUCAUGCAUGAAUCAGACAAAUCGCAGGUUUUUCUCAGGCUGUGGUUCACAAUAUAUUUUCUUAUCUUGAUUUUCAUGUGUUACCUAAGUAUGUUCUGAAGCAAGACGACAAAUAGUUAUUGAUGGCGCCUGUAUAUUUUCUCAAGCCCUUGAUAUGCUUCAAGUUUUAAUUUAAUACAUUAUUACUGAUUGUAUGUUUUCAUUAGUUUUUUUCUUUUGUUUAUUCAAAUAAAAGUUUGUACCGUUGUUGAACUAUACGUUGAAUGUUUAUGUUAUUAAAUUUAUUCAUAAAAAA
Styela clava is the source of this 6685-nucleotide messenger RNA. RefSeq names its product plasma membrane calcium-transporting ATPase 2-like. The record is from RefSeq and is a predicted model, not a curated record. Gene Ontology annotation, biological process: calcium ion transmembrane transport; regulation of cytosolic calcium ion concentration. Gene Ontology annotation, molecular function: ATP binding; ATP hydrolysis activity; PDZ domain binding. Lineage: Eukaryota; Metazoa; Chordata; Ascidiacea; Stolidobranchia; Styelidae. Gene Ontology annotation, cellular component: intracellular membrane-bounded organelle; plasma membrane.